CAUCUGGGGCUGUCAUAGUGCCCAGCACGGCUGUCUCUCAAUCUCUUCUCUCCUUAGCCUGUGGCUUUUGUGCUACAGCUGCAGCAGGACUGUGGUACCUCAGGUGUUAUACCCAGGAAUCCAUGUUGACAGACCUUCAGUACUGGCAGGCGGCCCUGAGUCCCAGUGAGAAAUUCUGCCUCAAAAACCAAGAUGACAGCUCCUGAGGAAUGACACCCAAGUUUCCUCAAAUUGGAGUGGUGCAGAAGACACCAGAAUCCAUCACAACUGCUACCCUGAAGGAAAUCCACUGUCCAUACUUGUCUCAGCAGGUGGAGAGGAAGCUGCCGCCAAUCUACAAAAUCCGAGAGAAGCAAGCAGCGAGCAAAAGCAGCUUCCCUUUUUCUAUGCAUGACAAUCGCCACAGUUUUGAGAACUCUGGAUACUAUUUUGACGCUGGCUUGGGACGCAAGAAGAUCUCCCCAGAUAAAAGGCAACACAUUUCUAGAAAUUUCAAUCUCUGGGCCUGUGACUUCAUCCCAUCGCAUUUUGAUGGCCUUUCAAAUAACCAAACAUCCUAUGUACAUAAGGAAGCCAGGGUAAUCGCAACUUUCCGACGCUUCCCUAGAUGUUAUGAUGAAAAAUGGAGUGCCUUCAAGUUUAUUAACGAACAAAACUAUGCAGAGUUUUUGAAAAAACAGGAAGAACAGCCAAAUGAGGAGUUUUCUGUUGACACAGAGGCCGACUCUCCACAGGAGCCCUAAUCCUUCCAGAAGAUUCUUGAUGAGCUUUGUGAUGUCAUCUCAUCAGGCAUUCAUAAAGUACGUCUCUGACCCAACCCUUCUGUGAUUUUCAUAAGGCUAAAGAUAUUCAAGUUCUUACAGAGUUGUAUGAAGCUGUACACACGUGUAAAUAAACUGUUAAGGUUGUCACAUUUA
This is a messenger RNA of Peromyscus maniculatus bairdii (prairie deer mouse), 917 nucleotides long. It is a transcript of the gene Tex36, whose product is annotated as testis expressed 36. The record is from RefSeq and is a predicted model, not a curated record. NCBI's taxonomy places the organism in Eukaryota, Metazoa, Chordata, Mammalia, Rodentia, Cricetidae.